Molecule: messenger RNA, 813 nt
Organism: Parastagonospora nodorum SN15
Lineage: Eukaryota; Fungi; Ascomycota; Dothideomycetes; Pleosporales; Phaeosphaeriaceae
Exons: 2
Coding region: 1-813 (270 amino acids)
Source: RefSeq, a predicted model, not a curated record
AUGACACCACGCCACCAGACAAAGAAAUGGGCAACAUUGGAAAAGCUUCCUCGAGCCGAAGCUGAAGACGGCGAAGAAGCAGCAGAAUCCUCAAAAACACUGUCACCAAGUUCAGACCCCGACGAAUCCUCGACACCUUUCACCAGCUUCGUGACCUCAUUUAUCUCGCGUCCACGUCAAUCUGAUGUGACUACGCCGACGCCAGAUCCAACACAAUCAGAUCCGCUAUCAACAAACUCCAUGUCUACAUCAUCCAUCAAGGCUUCCAUACAUCCAUCCCCAUCCCCAUCCUUGAGCCACAUCUGGCAUCCCACUCGAGUCGGCACCGUCGUCGCCGAAAGCGAAAUCCCUGACGCAUGGGCGGCCAAGAACCUCGACAAGACAAAACAAAUGAACGAGCUAUUCAUCGGCUGCAUGAGUCUCGUCUUCGUGCUGACUCUUGCGGGAAUCAUUGGAGUUGGAUGCUGGGAGGCAUUCUGGGACUCAGAUUUCAUCCCCAAGAAAGUCUCCAACCGGGCGAAAAGAGCAGCGGCGAAGAAGGAGAGGGAGAGGGAGAGGAUCAGGGCGCUGGAGGAUGCGAUGGAAUUGCAGAAGGAGGUACAGAGGCAGGAGGAGAUCAGGUUGAUGGAGAUGGCGGUGAAAGCGACGGGGGAGAAGAGGGAGAAGGAGAGGGAGACAGUUAGGCAGGUCGACGUGGAAACUGAGACGGAGAUAGAAACGGGAAUGGAGACAGAGAGUGAAGGGCGGUUGAGUGAGGUGGCGCCGAGUGAGGAGAGUACGGAGAGGUUGUUGGCGGGGGCGAAGUAUGCGUAA